Dreissena polymorpha is the source of this 4504-nucleotide messenger RNA. RefSeq names its product inhibitor of growth protein 5-like. The transcript is spliced from 7 exons. Bases 42 to 794 code for a protein of 250 amino acids. Gene Ontology annotation, biological process: regulation of DNA-templated transcription. The record is from RefSeq and is a predicted model, not a curated record. Gene Ontology annotation, cellular component: nucleus. Lineage: Eukaryota; Metazoa; Mollusca; Bivalvia; Myida; Dreissenidae.
AGACAUAAACUUUUUGAUCACGUGACACAACUAAAAUCAAAAUGGCGACUGCGAUGUAUUUGGAACAUUAUCUAGACAGUUUAGAAUCACUUCCAGGGGAAUUGCAAAGAAAUUUCAGUUUGAUGAAAGAUCUGGACCAAAAAGCACAAGAUCUAAUGAAAGAGAUAGAUGACAAAGCCGAAGGUUACCUGUCCACAGUACGCACAAUGUCACCCGAGAAGAGGACCGACUUUCUCUCUGCGAUACAGAAACUCUUCAGCAAGAGCCGGGAGUUCGGAGACGACAAAGUACAGCUUGCCAUGCAGACGUAUGAAAUGGUCGAUAAACAUAUACGAAAGUUGGACGCUGAUUUGGCCCGGUUCGAGGCAGAUUUGAGAGAAAAGAGCCAAAGCAAACCCAAAGAGGAGGAAAAAUCGGAUUCUGGGAAAAAAUCAACACUGAAAGACAAAGAGAAGAAGAAGCGCAAGUCCAUGAAAGAAGAAUUUGAUGACGAGAUACCAAAGAAGAAAAAGAAGAAAGGACAGGGGUCAGGAGUUGAGCCGGUAGCGCCACCUAUCCUGUCCCCGCUGUUGUCCUUGACGAUGAACAACCCGUCUGACGUCCUUGACAUGCCCGUCGACCCUAACGAGCCCACAUACUGCCUGUGUCAUCAGGUGUCGUAUGGAGAAAUGAUCGGCUGUGAUAAUCUUGAUUGCCCCAUAGAGUGGUUUCAUUUUGGCUGUGUUGGACUCACCGCAAAACCCAAAGGAAAAUGGUAUUGCCCCCGAUGUACAGAUGAACGAAAGAAAAAAUGAAAGUGUGGACAAAUGUUUGGUGCGCUUGAAAUAACAGUUUGACUGGUGUUUUAUUAUAUAUUUUAUUUUAUUUGAAAUAAAUAACGUUUUUUUUCAAAGGAUAAAUGAUUACCUUUAGUAGGAACAAUUUUUGCAAGUGUAGAGCAUAACUUAAUGCUUUAUAUAUUUACCUAUCCUUGGUGUGAUAUUGGAAUUUUGAUCUGGGGCUUUUUCUCACCAUUUUUGGAAUGUGACACGUAUCCAUGAAAUUAGAAAUUUAGGCAUCAAUUUUCUUAAAAUUGGGAAGAAGAAUUAUUUUUCUAUAAAUAUAUUUUGACAAAUUGAUAAUAAAAACAUGAAGCAAAAACUCCUGAACAUAAAUGUUAAAUGAAUAAUAAAACUUUAAAAGUAAUUAUUUGUACACUUUUUCAGAUGAUUUAUUUAUAAUCAUAAUGUUGCACAGUGAAUUGUGAUUUUUGGGCUGGAUUUGGUUAUAAAGAUACUUUUGGCCAUUGGGAACAUAACCAAAAACUGCUUUUAAAUCAGACGACAAAAAGGCUGAGGCCGUGUGAAGAGUUGUAAGUUUUGCAAGAUGCCAUUCAAGAGUAGGCAAACUGCAUGUUUUUUUACUUUUUGAUUGAAAGACGCAUUUUUAGCUCGGCGUUUCAGAGAAAACCCGAGGUAUUGUCAUAGCCAUCUCGCCGUGUCGUGCUAAAACCUUAUUAUUGGCUCCAAAAUCUGAGUUCUUCCACCUACAACUAUGAAACUUCAUAUGUAGAUGCACCUUGAUGAGUUCUACGUGCCACACACAUUUUAGGGUCACUAGGUCAAAGGUCAAGGUCACUGUGACCUCUAAAAAAACACAAAAAUUCUGACAAGCUUUCAUUUAUUUAAAACUGCACCCAUAGCCGAGCGUGGCAUCCGUUAUGCGGUGCUUUUGUUAUAUCAAUUCAAAUUUCCAGUCAGCACUUAAAAUUUACUACAUUUGAUUUACUCUAUUUGUUUGAAGUGUUUUGUCUGAAUUGUAAGACCCUUUUUAUGGCCACGUUUAGGUUUGUUCUGCUGUCAGACUGCAUGAAAGUGAAAUGCAUGGCAGCAUUUAUGGUUUUUGUUAGUUCAGCAUACCAUUGGAAUUAAACCAUGUUGACUCUGUGUUAAGUUUGAUGAAUUGUAUGCAAAUACAAUUAUAUUGAUGAAUUGUAUGCAAAUAUUUUUUUCUUAGAUUUUUAAAUGGAUUAUUAUUUCAGCACAGGCUAAUCAGGGACAACACUGUCCUAUUUUAUGACAUUUUUCAUUUAAAUGAAGUAAGAGACUUAGCACAAGUCCAAUUAAGGCAGAAAGUGUUGUCCCUGAUUAGCCUGUGCGGACUGCACAGAUUUAUCUGGGACGACACUAUGCACAUGCAUUAUGCCCAGUUUUCUCAGAACGCGACUCAUAUAGAUAUGUAUCUUUGAUUCGCUUGUCUUUCAAUUACUAAGCAUGUCUUAACAAUUAAUUGAAUUUCAGUAUUAUGAAGUUUGUGGGAAAAUAACAGGGUGCUUUGAAUGCUUUAAGUUUUACAUUUAUUUUGAUUUUUGAUCCAAAAAUUUUACCAAACAGUCAUGGAAUUUUUUCCAUGCAUUAUUAUUGUAAUAACGUUUAAAUGAGAAUGUAAUCUUUUGUUAGAAAUACGCGAUAUUGAUACGCGCUGAUGUAUAAUUUAAUGAAAGCAGUUCAAAUUAAUGUAAAUUUUCAUGUUUCUUUAAAGGUAGUUUGUUAAAACAACAUUGAAUGUUUUUCACCACAUGAAAGGAAAACACACAAGCCAUAUUUGAUUUAUGAAAGUAAUUUGAUUGUUUGGUGAUUUUUGGCAUAUAUUAUAUCAUGUACAAAAGCAUGCAUUGUUUCUGAAUGUGUAUUAAUUGUAAAUCUGCAUGAUCAAUGAGUAUUUAUGAUAAUUAACCAUGGAUCUGAUGUCAGAUCCUUUAUUGUUAUGACCAUUACAUUACAAUGACCAUCUUACUGCAUGAUAUUAACAGAGUCGUUCGAAAAUGGGUCUUAUGCCAUAUGCAGCCAGUGAAGCUACAGAUCAACCUGCGCAGGCAAGUAGUCCGGUCAGGAGCUACACUGUGCCUGUGUGAUAAAAGUCACGUAAGAUUUCGUGGUCUCAUAAGCAGUCAGUCUGUUUGACCUGACUGCACAUGCUAAUCUUGAGCAACACUGUCUGCAUACGACAUAAGACAAAUUUUCAAAUGACCCUGGUUAGAAUAAUUUACAUCAUAUUUUAGUUCUAGUUUCAAGUUUGAUAGUGAAAUAUAAUAUCCAAUUCUGUUGUUGAUGCUUUAGUAAAUUUAUAUUUAGUCAUGAUCAAAUCACCUUCCAUUGUUAUUGUAGUAUUGUUUUAAAGGUGUCAUAAUGUGAUCAAAUCAUCUUCCAUUUGCCAUACUGUGUAUUCAUUCUCAUUAAAGUCUGUUGACCUGUCGCUGUAUUUCAUAAUUCACUGAAAGUAGUUUACUCUCUAUUUCUUGUCCCCCCAUGGUAAAUAACGUCCGACAUAGUGAAUGAAGGGUAGCCUUUUAGGAAUAAUUGCUUCAAGAGUGCAUGUUAAAGCACAAGGUAAUAUGCUUAUAUAAUUGUCUGUGAAGGUAUCAAAUUUCUCACUUAAAACUAGUCAUUCAUAAAACAAUAUUCAUUAACAGAUCAAUGAAGUGCAUAAUUUGCAUGUAAAAUAUACAUGUUUAAGCUUUUUGUUUUAAUAAAUAAAACCUUAUAUGUUGACCAUGAACAUUCAGUGUGUACUUUGACUAGACAACUUUGUAAGCAUGUUGCACCUGUGUUGUUACCUAGUUAUCCCUUGUAAAUACUACAUAAUUCAUUUCAUCAUUUAAAAUUGCACCAUUAUGGUAACGGUUUACUUGUUUAGCCCACUUGAGCACACCAUGCUCAUUUGAGCUUUUAUUAUUGCUAGAGGCUGCAUUUAAUGAAAAUGUAUGCCACAUUAAGAGUUUGAAACUGUUUUACGGGUCAAAAACUCGGUCAACAUUUCAAAUACAAUAAUUAGAGGUCACGAUGAGUACACAUUCUAAACGAAACUUGGUCACAUUUGUCCCUAUCAUAUCCUGGCUGAGUUAAAAACUUGGUCACAUGGGCUUUGAAAAACAUGCCACAAGGUCAAAAAACAAAAGGAUUGCUUAAAGGUUAGAGGUCACAUAAUAUGCCCAAUCUAUAUGAAACUUGGUCAGAACAUUUGUCUUAUUGACAUCUUUGCCAAAAUUCAAACUGGGUCACAUAUGGACAAAAGUGAGGUCACUAGAUCAAAAAGAAAAUGAUUGUGAACACUGUAGAUGCCACAUCUAUUGCACAACCUUCACACAACUGUGCAUCAUUUCUCAACAUGUAGAUGUUAUUCUUAUAUAUUAUACAGUUUAAGAGGAUAUUACCCACAGAUAAUAUUACAGUGAUUAGUUUUUACUUUAAUCUGAACAGUUAUAAGAGAAUUUUUGCUUGUAUGGCAAUUUUUGUAUUUAUAUAGAUUUUUACAUUGUAAAACCAGUUAUUGCAUGUCUUUAAAGCACAAGUUAUGGCUUUUAAUAUUGUGGAGUUAAAUCUUUUCAUAAUUUAUUCUUGUUGAUAUGCAUGCAUGCUUAUGUCUCACAGUUACGUGUUCAACACAAUUUAUCACCAUGCUUGUGUCAUCAUCAUUGUCAUUCUUCAUUCAUCCACCAGAAUAAAAGUUAUUUGUUUGAAUCAAA